Aphidius gifuensis is the source of this 556-nucleotide messenger RNA. RefSeq lists its product as uncharacterized. The transcript has 4 exons. Lineage: Eukaryota; Metazoa; Arthropoda; Insecta; Hymenoptera; Braconidae. The coding region runs from base 76 to 501 and encodes 141 amino acids. The record is from RefSeq and is a predicted model, not a curated record.
UUUUUUACUACGCAAGUAUAUAAGCAAGUAUUUUAUCACAACUAUCAUUUCAAUCUUGACUAGCGAUCCAUCAUCAUGAGCUUCAUUAUAUUUAUUGGAAUUGUUGGAACUUUUUCAUCAGUUGUAGCAAGUGAUUAUUACAAUCAUCAAGUUCAUUCAACUUAUGAAGAAAAAACAAAACCAAUUGAAGUACCAAUUUACAAAAAAUAUGCAAUACCGAUUCCUCAUCCAGUGCCCGUAAAAGAAGAUAAAGAAAUAAAAAUUCCAAUACCACAGCCUUAUAGUCAUCCACUUAAAAUACCUGUACCUUUUCCAGUUGAAGUUGUACAAAAUGUUGAAGUUCCAUAUGACAAAUUCGAGCCUUAUGUUGUAGAAAAAAAAGUUGAAUUUGUUGUUGAAAAACCAUACCCUGUUUAUGUUGAUAAAAAGUUUGAAGUACCUGUUGCAAGACCAUACAUUGUUCAUGUGCCAAUUUACAAACAUGUUUAUCGUUAUCAUUAAAUUAAUUUCUUUUUUUUUAAUAUUAUUUUAUGUAUAAAUUUGUUAUUUCUUUUCU